Messenger RNA from Ruditapes philippinarum (Manila clam), 3108 nucleotides. RefSeq lists its product as uncharacterized. Lineage: Eukaryota; Metazoa; Mollusca; Bivalvia; Venerida; Veneridae. Bases 266 to 2407 code for a protein of 713 amino acids. The record is from RefSeq and is a predicted model, not a curated record. The transcript has 2 exons.
AUAAUAAAAUAACCAGUUUCAGUUCAAUUUAGCAUACAUGGUACAAAGAAACGUGUAUUUAUAGGGACUUCUAGCUGAUAUAAGUGAGCUACUCUCAAGUUAGAACUGCACAGGGCAUUUCAGGGGAAAAUAUAAGUAUUUUUAGGGGAAAAAUAAUAUAUAUUUUGGACUAGGGUAAACAGCCUUUAAAUUCGACUGUAAAAUACUUGGAAAAACACUGCUUUGUCAUAAAUAAGCCAAGUGUAACGUACAAGUGAUUGUAGCAAUGGGUAAAAAGAAACGAAAACAGUUUUUCUUCGAUGAAGAUACUCCUCAUGGUUUAAUAAAAAGAGUUAUGUUGAAGAAAUAUCUCCAAGCGUAUAUUGCAAAGACUCAAGCGUAUAACGCAAAGACACAAGACGAACUAUUUAACCUGAAAACUGUCUAUAUAGAUGCAUUUGCCGGAGAAGGUCGCUAUGGUAGUAACUGGCCGACUGAAAUAGAAAAAUAUGGAUCGCCCCUUAUUGCGUUGAUGGUAGUUUUAGAAUUGUACUAUAAUCGAGAUAUGAAAAAGCAAGGAGGAAAAAAUAAAGACGAGCCAGAAGUGACAAAUACCUUUGGGACAGAAGUGUUGGAAGAUCAGGAAACUGGGUAUAGUGAGGCAGCUGAAAUUCUUGGCUACGUGUCGCAAGAAAAAUCAGACAUUGAACAGGGUGGCAUAUGGGGUUGGACAACUUCACAAGUAGAAGCGGAAGAAGAACUUGCGACUAAACUAGAAACACGGAGUCAGAGACGAGAUAUUUUGAACAAAUCUGCAAACAUAACUUUGCAACUUAUUGAGAAAGACACUGCAAAAUACAUGAAACUUGCUGAAAAUGUAGAACUGUUGAUUAUGAAAUUUUUAGAAAGACACUAUCCAGAAUACGAAUAUGGAUUUUCUCAAGAGGAGAAGAGCACAUUGUUUGAUAUAAAUACAGGUUACUUCUCCGUAAGAGUCGAAGUUUACAACCAAGCAUUUGCAGAUACAUCAGCACCACAGAUGCUUCGGGAUCCAUCUGUAAGAAGUCUUACAUUUCUUGAUCCUUUUGGUUUCAAAGAUACACCAAUGGCUCAUGUUCAACAAUUUGCUCCAGGUCCUGGAAAUGAAAUAUUGAUCAACUUCAUGAGUAGUUUUGUAAACCGGUUUGUUUCAAAGUCUCAUGAGCAUGUUCUGCAGCUGUACGGAAUACCCCUUGAGGUUGCAAAAUAUUAUGGCAUUGAUCAGUCAGAUGGAGAAGAAAAUGAGGAUAAACUUGUAGAAUUUGUGAAGCGUGUAAUUCACUUCAGCCAGCCACAGAAGGAAUGUGAAUUUAGUAACAACAUAAACAAAUGUGCGCGCAAUUAUGAAGCUUUUCUUAAAAAGAAAAUAAAUUGUAAAUAUUCAUCGCUAUUUGAGCUCAAGGAUAAGCAGAAUACAACACUAUUUCACAUGGUUCAUGUAACAAACCAUGUUCGCGGUAUAGAGGCAAUGAAGGAAUCGAUGAACAGAUGUAGCCAGAAAGAAGGCGAAAUGGUCAUGUCUGAUUAUGAUGUUUUUUGUAAGGGACAAAACCUAAAUUUUGUAAAUAUGGAUGACAACGAAAAAGUUGCAGAGAUGAUUUAUAGUCAAUUUAGAGGAAAGGAGCGUGUACCAAUAAGCGACAUCAACGAUUAUGUUUUAUUAGAUACAAACUACGUAUUCAGAAAACGUCCAUUGAAUAUACUGCAAAGGUCGGGAAAGAUAACAACAGCAGUGGACAAUUUGAAAAGACCUCAAAAAAGCAAGGGUAGGUUCCCUGAUCGAGACAUAGAAACGAAGCAAGAGCUGACUUGGUAUAUUUCAUUUGCCGACGAGGAAUUCAGAAGUGAAUCGGUUGACGGUCCAGACGUCAAAAAACAAAAACUGGUAAAGGAUGUUAAAGAAAAGAAGGAGAAAAAAGAAAGGAAAAAGGGAAACAAAAAGGGAAGGCGAUCAAGCACACGGGCAGAUGAACGAGAAGAGACCAGCAUGUCAGAGAAAAGCAAAGGACAUAGAAAAAGAAGAGGCUCUAAAAAUGUGAAUAAUAAAAAAGCUAAGAAACGAAAGAAGCUUAGUCAUGUUGAACUUGGAGAUAAUCAUGUAAAUGUAAAUAACAAUGGAGCUUCAUCUUCAUUGGUAGGGGAACUCGCUAAAGACGCAAAUGGACAUAUAUUUGUACCUCCAACACACGAACAAACAAAUGAAAGACAAGAAGAGAAAGAAAAUAGUGUUAGAAAAUUGCGCCAAUGUACAUUAACUGAAACGCUCCAAAUAGUAAAAGGGGAAAAGGAGACAUAUACAGAGAAAUCAAGCAAACAGCAGGAUAAGAAAAAGAGGAAAAGAAAAUUAAGCCCUUCGUAUGGAACCUUGGAUCGUUUUUUAAAAAGCUAGAAAAAGAUUCGCAUUGAAAUCAUUGCUUGGAAGCUAAUAUCGAAAAGACACUCCAAUGCAAUCUGUUUGCGAGUAUGUUUGCUCAACUUGUUUAGCAUUUAGAACUAUUUUAUGCUUAAAUGUGCUGUUUUUUCCUCUCUAGAAAUAUAAGGAAAAAAAUAAGCCAAAAUGAGUCACGUCACAACUUAAUUUACUAAUUCAUAUACAUAUUUUUACAAAGAAAAUGUUUAAUAAAACUUAUUAUAGCAUGUAUGCAAAAUUUCCUCUUUCACUUUCAAAAUGUUAUUGAACCGUUGAGGUCCAACAUUUUUAUUAAAUAAAAAAACAUUCAAUCCAGAAAAUUUUAAUUCAUUUAACAAACAUUGUAGAUACUAAAAGAAAGUUAAUUAAGGGACUCCACUGAAUUUUAUUUUGAUGUGACGAGUUUGAAAAUAUUUUUCAAAGAUUUGUAUAGGUCUGAGCAAAAAACCUUGGUGCAAAUUUCAGAUAAUUCCUUUUCCCUGGUUUUUCCCCAAUAAUAAUUUUUAUUGCGCAAAAUGACUCUUAAAUGAAAAGCGAUGCAACGCCUUUCACUCAAAUCCGGCUAAGAAUCGCCCAGAUAUCGAUUUUCAUUUUGAUUCUGAGCAUAUUUCUUUAUUAUUUUUCGAUUUUUUUUGUAGUUUAAGUGCUUUUCUUAAAUCAAUAGAGGAUAUUCAAGUUUU